CGACACCUUUGAAUUGUAAAAGUAAUAAGAGUUUGCCUAAUACUAGUAUACUACAAAUUCAGCUGAUCAUACUAUUUGUCCAUUUCCAUACCACCUGCACACACUCUUCUUCUUCUUCUUCUUGUGUUUCUCUCAUCGCUCAUGAUACUGAUAUGAUCCCCCGAACUCACUUUUUCUUUCAUAUCUAGCAAUGGUGACCGCCACAAACCGCAGCGCCCAUCUUCAUUCUCCAGCGUCCCGUGUUUUAAUUGUAGGUAAUUACUGCCACGACCUUCUCAUUCAAAAUGAUACCAUUCUCGCUGAAUCUCUCGGCGGUGCAUCCUCUUUCAUAGCCACCGUUCUCAAUGGAUUGUCCAUACCUUGUACCAUGAUUGCCAAAGUCGGCAAUGAUUUUAAGUAUCAAGUUAUUCACGCCCCAAUUGCCCUUUCUAAUUCCAAAACAACUAUCUUCCAUGCCCAUUUUAAUUCCGGUGCUGCUGCUCUGCAUGAAAAUGGAACUCACGACCGGGUAUUGAAACGGGUCUGCGCUUGUGACCCUAUUCGCCCCACAGAUCUUCCCGAUGAUAAGUUUCAUUAUGGGAUGGCGGUGGGUGUUGGUGGGGAGAUAUUACCUGAAACCCUUGAGAGAAUGAUCGAGAUAUGCGAGGUUGUUCUUGUUGAUAUUCAAGCUUUGAUUAGGGAAUUUGAUGAAGUUGAUGGUACUGUAAAGCUUGUUGAUUUACACAAAACUAGAUUUUCUUCUUUGCUGCCUAGAAUUGGGGUUUUAAAGGUGUCAUCUGAGGAGUCUGUGUUCAUGGAUGUGGAGGAGGUUAGGAAGUGGUGUUGUGUGGUGGUUACAAAUGGGGAAGAAGGCUGUAAGGUUCACUGGAAAUAUGGGGAAUUGGGGAUUUCCCCAUUUUGGGCUGAUCAACAAGAUCCUACUGGCGCAGGGGAUAGUUUCUUAGGUGGCUUUGUUGCUGGCUUGGUUCAAGGUUUUACCGUUCCUGAUGCUGCCUUGCUUGGUAAUUUCUUUGGUUCCCUUACGGUUGAGCAAAUUGGAUUGCCUACGUUUGAUUCCAGGCUUUUGCAGAGAGUGAAGGAUGAAGUUCAAAAGAGAAAAAUGCAGCGUGAAAGAAAGAAUAAUGAGCUAGAGUUAUUGAAGGCUGCGGGGCAUGAAGAGUUCCAUGCUGUCCUUGGUGCAGCAAAAUUAGCAACGCAGGGUUCGAUUCCAGGUUCCACUGAAUACAAUGGAAACUUAAUUAGCAGUUGAUGUAGUGUAGGAUGAAUCAAAUCAGGGAAGAAGCUAAGGCACAGUUAGGAUAUCUCCAAAUUUGCUUCUUUUCUCAUAUCAAAUAAGUUCAGCUAGCGUAGAGAUCAUCUAUUAGCAUAGCUACGUUUCAUAUUCACAAAGCAAUUCCCAUUUAAAGUUGUUAUUAACGGUUUAUAAUAAAAUUUCUUUGUUUAUUCAUAA
Messenger RNA from Mercurialis annua (annual mercury), 1450 nucleotides. RefSeq names its product inositol 3-kinase. The transcript is spliced from 2 exons. NCBI's taxonomy places the organism in Eukaryota, Viridiplantae, Streptophyta, Magnoliopsida, Malpighiales, Euphorbiaceae. Bases 191 to 1249 code for a protein of 352 amino acids. Gene Ontology annotation, molecular function: kinase activity. The record is from RefSeq and is a predicted model, not a curated record. Gene Ontology annotation, biological process: myo-inositol hexakisphosphate biosynthetic process.